AUGUCGCUCUCGAUCGAACCAGAUCACUUGCCCAGCAUUGUUUCUAUAGCAGAUGUUAUGAUGAAAUCCGGAGGUGAAUCACUUGCAACCGCCAAAAGUUUUCUGAUGAAUGCCUUAAAAUUAGACCCGAGAAAUCACGAUGCCUGGAUGAAGCUAGGGCAGGUUGCCAAAAUGCAAGGCUUGUCACAGCAAGCUGCAGAAUUUUACCAAGCUGCAUAUGAACUAGAGCUAUCGGCUCCGGUACAGAGUUUCAUUUGA
Molecule: messenger RNA, 258 nt
Organism: Arabis nemorensis
Lineage: Eukaryota; Viridiplantae; Streptophyta; Magnoliopsida; Brassicales; Brassicaceae
Source: the annotation of a GenBank genome assembly